AUGAACCUGGAAGAUGAGAACGCAAGUUGUGUUGCUGGUUCAGCGUUUUCAAACGAUGACCCCCCGUGUAUCGUUGGAAUGGCAUGCCGCCUCCCCGGGGAUAUUCGCUCCCCGUCUGAUCUCUGGGACUUCCUGCUUAAGCAAAAGUCCGCACAGGGGCCUGUACCGCCUGAGCGAUAUAACAUUGAUGGAUUCUACCACCCUCAGGGGAACCGUAGCGGUGCUACGAAUGUAGCCGUUGGAUAUUUUAUCGACGAGGAUGUACGUCAAUUCGACAAUGCAUUCUUCGGUAUUAACAACAUGGAAGCUACAUAUAUGGAUCCUCAGCAACGGAAACUCCUCGAGGUCGUUUACGAAUGCCUCAUGAGUGCUGGUAUACCCAUGGAUAGCGUGAUGGGUUCCGACAUAGGCGUCUACGUUGCCAACUUCUCUGUUGACUACCAGCCCAUUCAAACCCGCGACCCCGAUUACCUGCAUAGGUACAUAGCGACAGGCUCGGGGGCUACCAUAAUGUCAAAUCGGAUCAGUCAUGUUUUCAAUCUUCACGGACCUAGUUUUACCAUAGAUACUGCGUGCUCUUCAUCGCUCUACGCCCUCCACCAAGCACUCAACGCCAUGAAGGCAAGUGAUUGCGAUAGCGUUAUUGUGGCCAGCUCCAACUUGAUUAUGUCUCCAGAGCUCCAUAUCGCCGCUGCUAAAAGCGGAGUCCUUUCGCCUACGGGGACUUGUCACACUUUUGAUAUCUCGGCUGACGGGUACGGCCGUGCCGAGGGCGUCAAUGCUGUCUAUGUUAAACGUCUAUCUGCUGCACUUAGAGAUGGCAACCCCGUCAGGGCAAUUAUUCGGGGGAGUGCCGUGAAUGCGAGUGGUAAAACACCAGGAAUAUCGCUACCGAGCGGCAAGCUGCAAGAGGUAGUUAUACGCAAGGCGUAUCAGAAUGCCGGCCUAAACUUCGCCGGAACCGACUACGUUGAGUGUCAUGGUACCGGUACGCCCGUCGGAGAUCCUAUAGAAGUAGAUGCGAUCGGGAGAUGCUUUUCUCCACGAGAUGGGCCUCCACUUCUUAUCGGGUCGGUCAAAACAAAUGUAGGCCACAGCGAAGGAGCCAGUGGUCUCACCUCUAUUCUCAAAGUUGUUCAAGCUUUUGAGAAUGGCCAAAUACCCCCAUCGCAAGGGGUGGUCAACCUAAACCCUAAACUGAUCCUAGCAGAACGUAACUUGAAAGUAGCCAGUGAGGUAGAAGAGUGGCCCCGAGCGCUUCGUCGUGCUAGCAUUAACUCAUUUGGCUACGGCGGCGCCAAUGCCCAUGUCAUUCUCGAGUCUGCGGAGAGUUACCUUGGCCAAGGUUACCUAGAGACGCAUAGUUCCUCAAGAGAUGGCCUGGACGCACGAGAUAAUCAAGAGCUUAUAGUGCUGCCAGUGUCAGGAGCGUCGCCCAAGUCGCUAGAUGUGCUUAUCCAGCAAACCCUCCAAGCUGUAGCGCAAUUACACGACAAGAAGUCAGUACUUGAUUUAGCCCAUACCCUCACCAAGGGUCGAGACCACUUCCGGCAUAGAAGUUUCCUUUUAGCCAAACACGAGAAGGCCAGCGGGAAGUUAGUUCAUAUAACGGCAGAUGAAGCUGCUCUGGAAAUAAUGGUUAAUCCACUGCCCCUUAGCUUCGUAUUCACAGGUCAAGGAGCACAAUACGCCGGCAUGGCUAAAGAGCUGCUGUUCUCGAGUCAACAUUUCCGCAACACGAUCCGUCGCCUCGAUGGUGUACUUCAGGCCCUCCCGCCCCCACAUAGGCCUGACUGGACACUCGAACAGACGUUAUUAGACGGCGCAAACAGUCGUAUCAAUGAAGUCACCCGUAGCCAGCCUAUUUGCACCGCGGUUCAAAUCGGGCUAGUGGACUUGCUACGUAGUUGGGGAGUCCAUUCAGCAUCCAUGGUUGGUCACUCGUCUGGCGAGAUUGCGGCAGCCUACGCCGCCCAUCUCCUUUCCUUCUCUCAAGCCAUUCUAGUGGCUUAUUUCCGUGGUUACGCCGUCGGUUCCUUGCGCUCUAGGGGAGCUAUGAUGGCAAUCGGCUUAAAUCCCGAAGAGGCUGAACUCCUUAUCGAGAACAAAGGUCUUGAAACACAGAUUCGUAUGGCAUGUAUUAAUGCACCUGAAAGUGUAACGUUAAGCGGCUCCCCGGAAGCCGUCGAGACUCUCGAAAAGGACUUACAAGCUCAGAAUAAGUUCGCCCGGAAGCUUGAAACAGGUGGGCGUGCGUAUCAUUCCCAUAUGAUGGAGGAAAUAGGUGAGUUAUAUGAAGAACUCCUCACACCAUUCUUCGAGAACAGAACGAGAAGCGACAAGAAUGACACGAGACCUUCGAUGUUCGAGGGGAAAAUGUACUCUUCCGUAGGAUAUAACCCCAGCAGUCUUGGUGAUAUAAAUAGUCAAACCAAUAUGCCGGCAUACUGGAGGCAAAAUUUGGAGCAGCCAGUUCAGUUCCACGCCGCGCUUGCGAAUUUAAUAAUGGGGGAAGACAACGCUGUCCAUCUGCUUGAAAUAGGCCCACAUACGGCACUUAAGGGGCCUAUCAAGCAGAUCAGGACGGCGCUUGGACUAGAUGAAAAAUCACUCCCCUACUCACCAACACUGGUUAGACAGCAAGAUGCCGACUUAUGCAUCAAGACGCUUGUUGGCAUGCUUUUUGCACAUGGCUACAAGACAUUAAACUGGGAUGUGAUUAAUGGUCUUCCUGAAUCGGGCUCGAGGAUACUCCAUAACCUCGCACCGUACCCAUGGGAUUAUUCAGGGGGCUUACUUUGGAGUGAACCUCGUGCCAGUUUCGAGAUGAGAAACAGGAAACACUUGCGCCAUGAGCUUCUCGGCACUUUAGCACUCACGGGAAAUGGAAUCGACUUCACGUGGCGGAACUUGCUACGCUUGAGCGAAACACCUUGGCUUCAGGACCACAAGGUAGAAGACCAAAUCGUCUUUCCUGCUACUGGAUACAUGGCGAUGGCCAUCGAAGCCGUGUCGCAAAUCACAACAGCCAAAGACAAGCCGGCUGCUCAUCUUGCCUACGAAUUCCGUAACAUCAACAUCAGUGCUGCCCUUCACGUACCUGACGAGGAGAGGGACGUGUAUUCCACAGCCAAAGACUUGGAAAUCCACACCACCAUGUCUCCGCGCAAGAUAUCUAACGCCAACAGCUCGAUCGACUGGUACGACUUUGCAGUCUCCUCGUGGCUGGCUGGUCGCACCACGGUGCACUGUACGGGGAGUAUCCGUUUGACGGAGCCAAGCCGAGGGGCGGAGGCUGGCAGACAGGGUGAUGGCGUUACGUUACAGAAUACGAACAGUUUUGAUACCUGGUCCACGGGUAGAUGGUAUACCAAAUGGCAUCAAGAAGGGCUGUGCUUUGGUCCUCACUUCCAGUCCCUAAGUAGCCUACAAGCCGACGGUGGACGAAGUCGGCACGAGACUAUCGGAGUCACGCUAUUAGAACCCCCAAUCGCUAGAACGGGUAACGCAGCACUCCAAACGGCCAUCCUCAGCACAACGGCGGGACACGUGUCCGCGUUGAAAACUUGGCUCCCCGUCUUUAUUGCGGAGUGUAAGAUCCAGCCUGCACGGAGAGAUCUUACCUCGGACACCGAUGGUGCGGUUAGUUCUGAGGCCGAGGCUAACGGUGAGAUUCAUGCUCGCUCUGAGGAGACAGGCCUCUCCAGCAGGCGGAUCGACGGUACGCUGCGGGAUUCGCGCGGGGUUCCCGUGGUUGAUUUUAGAGGCGGACGCAUUUCACUGUAUAUCGGGAAGAAGUCUAAGCAGCCCGAGGGCAACAACACUAGCCUCCCGACGGACUUGUAUACCCAGCGCCAGCCGACUUUGAGAAUCCACUGGAAGCCCGAUAUUUUACGCCUACGUCCGGAAGCCGAAGUGCCGCUGAGGGACUACGUGAGAUCCUUCGUAGACCAACAACACGACGAUAUGAGGGACGACGAAAGCCUGGCUACAAUUGGCGCUCUUCUGGAUCUUGCCGGACACAAGAACCCACGAAUUCGCGUCUUAGAGCUCGGCGGCGACGCGUUCGGAUACAAGGCUAGACAAUGGCAAUCCAUGUUGGAUAAAGAGACGGCCUUCCCGCGUUACCGGUCCUGGCAUUCCGCUAGUCUGACCGAGAAUGAUAAUAUUUGGGUGGAGAGGGAAGGUGAUGAAGACCUAUAUGAUGUCCUCCUAAUACCUAGACAUGCUACUUCGAAACUAGUCUGGGGCCAGACACCGGACCAGAUCGCCAAGCUGAUCUCUGAUCAUGGGAUUAUCAUUACACGAAAAUCAGAUGCUGCAGUAUCAGAGUUGGAAGCCGCCGGCUUCGACGUAUUAGAUGCCGGAAAGCAGGUCCUCUUAGCUGUGCGGCCAAUACAGACGACAAUUUUUACAGGCCGCAAGGCUGUAAUUGUACAAGCCGAGAACUCAACAUCCGCCGUAAUGGAGUUUUCAAAUACUUUAGGAACGUACCUACAACAGAAGGCCGGCGUAUCACAGGUAGAUAUCAUCAAGCUCAAUCAGAUUGACAGCACACAGAUUAUCGAAACGGACAUAUGCAUAUCUAUAUUAGAGAUGGAGGGCGAAUUCCUCGCGACGAUGAGCCCAGAGAACAUGAAUCGACUGCGCGUCAUAACUAAUACGGCAGCCGACUUGCUUUGGUUCACGAGCGCAAACGUGCUGGGUAAUAUUCCAGAUCCCAACCUAACGCUUUCCAGCGGCCUCUCGCGCGCGUUGAUGCUAGAACAACCCAUGUUGCGAUACUCAGUCCUCGAUAUCGGACCUCUACAACAACUCAACUUCGCCACGGCUUGCGAGAAUGCACUAAAAGCCUUAGUAGCCAAGUAUGACAAGGACGAUUGCGAAUUCAUCGAAAAAGACGGCCUCCUACACAUUAGCAGAUACGGUCCUGACUUCCGAGUGAAUUCCCUUUUUCGACAACGACUAGGACACCGGAGCGAGAAGAAGUUGAAGACACUUACUAAAGCGAAACCAGCGCGGCUAUCCAUUGACCGAGUCGGGGUGAUGGACACGUUAUACUUCCAGCAGCUGUCAGAACCGGGACAGGGCGGGACACCGCCGGCGGAUUACGUCGAUAUCGAAGUCAGGGCAGUGAGCCUCAACGCUAAAGACGUGUACGCCAUGAGCGGUCGCGUAGAUACUCGUGACAAGACAACUGCAUUUGACUUUUCUGGCGUAGCGACUGCUAUCGGCCGGGAUGUCAAGCACAUAAAAGUAGGCGACCGCGUCGUCGCCUACGCACCCCAUCAUCUCGGCACGACGGUGCGCGUGCCGGCCGGAUCGGUGCACAAGAUGCUGGACGACGAAGAAUUUACUGUUAUGCCGACGUUGCUGCUUGUCUACGGCACUGCGCUUUAUGCUGUUAACGAACGCGCGCGUCUGCGUCCCGGAGAGUCCGUGCUGAUUCACGCCGGCUCGGGCGGGUUGGGCAUUGCUGCUAUUACCUUGGCCAGGAGAGUAGGCGCUGUGGUCUAUACCACCGCCGGCUCGCAGGCUAAGCGUGACUAUCUUAUUAACGAGAUGGGCGUGUCGCCCUCACACGUCUUCAGUUCGCGCGACCCGUCCUUCGUUCAGGCCGUGAUGCAGGCUACGGGUGGCCGGGGCGUCGACGUCGUCGUCAACUCGCUGGUAGGAGACUUGAUGCACGAGAGCUGGCGUUGUCUAGCGGAGUUCGGGCGGUUCGUAGAGAUCGGCAAGCGAGAGCUCGUGGACGCCGGGAAGUUGGACAUGCGCGUGUUUCUUCGCAACGCGACUUUUACCGCCUUCGAUUUGUCCGAGCUGUUCUACGCCCAGGACCCCUUCCAUCGCGCCAUUUGGGAUAGGCUCAUGGUCGAGACGCUACAGCUCUAUCGCGCUGGGGAGAUCCAGGCAUUGCCCAUGAAGGUUUUUGAUGUUAGUCGGGUUACCCAGGCGUAUCAAUAUUUCUCGAGCAGGGAUCGCGUGGGCAAGGUUGUUAUUUCUUUGGAGGACCCGACGGCCCGUGUCCCGGUCGCGCCGGCUACAUAUGCCAGUGUAUUCAACGCUGAAAAGGUCUAUCUCCUCGUCGGAUGUCUGGGUGGCUUGGGUCGUAGUCUCAGUCGAUGGAUGAUAACACGAGGAGCCCGCCACUUCGUCUUCUUAGGCCGUUCCGGGGCCGAUAAACCCAGUGCGAAACAGCUUGUGUCUCGGCUGGAAGAGGCCGGGGCUACCGUCGGAAUAUUACGCGGCGAUGUCUCCAAGGCUGCCGAUGUGACCGCCGCAGUUUCAACUUGCAUAGCCACGGGGCGGCGCAUCGGCGGCGUCAUCCAGGCGGCUAUGGGUCUCCACGAGGCCCUUUUCACACGCAUGCCCAAUGAGGCCUGGCAUACAGGUAUUGAUCCCAAGUGGCAAGGGACCUGGAAUCUGCACAACGCGUUGCAAGUGCACGUCGAAAAAGACGCGCAAAACGAGCCCGAUUUCUUCUUGCUUACCUCGUCGGUCUCGGGAACCGUAGGCACAGCAACAGAGAGUAAUUACUGCUCGGCGAACGGCUUCCUCGACGCCUUUGCCCGCUGGCGCCGGUCGCGCGGCCAGGCUUGCGUCUCGGUGGGCUUGGGCAUGAUCUCCGAGGUAGGCUAUCUACACGAGAACCCCGAGAUAGAGGCUCUACUAUUGCGGAAGGGGAUCCAGCCGCUCAACGAGGAGGAGUUCCUCCAGGUAAUAGAUCUGGCGCUGGCCAGCGAAGCAGCCUGCAGACCCGAGGAAUCGCAUCUCCUCACGGGCUUGGAACCGGCCGCCAUUCGAGAGCUAAGCGCCCGCGGCUUUGACGUAACCAGCCACGGUGUGCUGGUCGAGGCCCGCGCUUCUGUCUUGUUGGCUUCGUUGCUGGCUGAGAAGGAGGCCGCCUCAACGCCUCGACAAGGCGGGCGUGCCGCUGCGAUGGUGGCAGCAGCUUGGUUCAAGGACGUGCCUGCGGCCGUGUCGGCUGCUUUUGCGUCUGAGGCCGACGCUGACACUAUGCGUGAGGCUAUUUUGCGCUUGGUCAAGAAGCGAUUCUCUAACCUUAUCCUGAUGCCUUUCGACCAGAUCGGGGGAGACAGGUCGUUGCUUGAGUUUGGGGUUGACAGCAUGAUCGCGUCCGAGUUCCGCUCUUGGUUUUGGUCCGUGUUCCGGGUUGAUAUCCCGUUCUUGGAUAUUAUGAGUGCUCGGACAUCUCUGGUGGUAUUGGCUGAGUUUGUGGAAGCGAAGUUGAAGGUGACUGCUAGUUAG
This is a messenger RNA of Daldinia decipiens, 7269 nucleotides long. Its product is annotated as polyketide synthase. Gene Ontology annotation, molecular function: phosphopantetheine binding; oxidoreductase activity; fatty acid synthase activity. Gene Ontology annotation, biological process: fatty acid biosynthetic process; secondary metabolite biosynthetic process. The transcript is spliced from 10 exons. The coding region runs from base 1 to 7269 and encodes 2422 amino acids. Lineage: Eukaryota; Fungi; Ascomycota; Sordariomycetes; Xylariales; Hypoxylaceae. The record is from RefSeq and is a predicted model, not a curated record.